This is a messenger RNA of Carassius auratus (goldfish), 1838 nucleotides long. It is a transcript of the gene nif3l1, whose product is annotated as NIF3 NGG1 interacting factor 3-like 1 (S. cerevisiae). Gene Ontology annotation, cellular component: cytoplasm; mitochondrion. The record is from RefSeq and is a predicted model, not a curated record. The transcript has 7 exons. Lineage: Eukaryota; Metazoa; Chordata; Actinopteri; Cypriniformes; Cyprinidae. The coding region runs from base 138 to 1391 and encodes 417 amino acids.
AAGUUGUUUAAUUUGCUUCGAGUAACAUUGAUAUGCAGAGCGCUUUAUAGAGUUUAGUGCAGCGCACUUCAUCUGAUGACUAAUGAUACAGCUAUUAGUUCAUAAAUCAAGCCGCAUAUACAUAUUUUCCCUCCCUCAUGUUCGGGACUUGUAGGGAAUUCUCUGGAAGACUGUUCCAUUUAGGCUUCAACCUCAGCUGCAGCAUCUCCUUCAGAACCAGCACGUUUCACCCGAUCACACAGCUUUCUUCUGUACAUCGUUUGUUCCUUCGAUCAGCGUCCGGUGUUCCUGUACUAAAGUCUGCUGGAGUCAUUCGUUACCUGUCUGGUUUUCCCCAUCCUACUGCAGACAUGGAUUUAAAGGGAGUGCUGGGGGUUCUCGAGCAGCUUGCUCCUCUGUCAUUGGCUGAAUCGUGGGAUAACGUUGGGCUGUUGGUGGAGCCCAGCAAACCCCGUCCAAUCAGAACAAUCCUGCUGACCAAUGACCUGACCGCGGGCGUCAUGGACGAAGCUGUAGCUCUGAAUUGUGACCUCAUUGUCUCAUACCACCCGCCGCUCUUUCGCCCGUUCAAGCGCUUGCUUCAGAAGGACUGGAAGCAGCGCUUGGCCGUCAGAGCAAUAGAGGCCGGUAUUGCCAUUUUCUCCCCGCACACUUCAUGGGACAGCGUUGAAGGCGGCGUUAAUGAUUGGCUAGUUGGAGGAAUGGGAAGUGGAAAGGUGUCAGUAUUAAGUCAAGCCCUCUCUAGCGGCCCGCAGAAACACAGACUUGAGUUCUCAUGCGUGGGUGAUGAACUAAACAGUCUUUUGGAGCAGCUGAGACACAUCGAAGGCAGUGAAAACCUUCAGUGCUCCUCAGUAAGAAAUGAAAGUGGAGAGCAGCAGGUGAACCUCAUCUGUAACAGUUCAGCACUGACCGCUGCUGUGCAGACUCUGCUUUCAGAUCCACAUGCCAGCAGAUCCCUGACCAUCACACAAGUCCAACAGCCUCCUCUGUUGGGUUGUGGUCAGGGGCGACUCAGUGUUCUGGAUGAGCCAGUGUCUGUUUCUACAGCAGUGCAGAACAUGAAGACUCACUUGGGUUUGCCCCAUUUGAGACUGGCUCUGGGGGACCAGCAGACAUUAGACUCUCUGGUGAAGACGGUUGCAGUGUGUGCGGGGUCCGGAGCGUCUGUCAUUCAAGCCGUAAAAGCAGACCUUUACAUCACCGGUGAGAUGUCUCAUCACGAGGUUCUAGAUGCGGUUUCUAAAGGCACGAGUGUGAUUCUCAGUGACCACAGCAACAGUGAGAGAGGCUUCCUGACCGUAUUCAGACAGAGACUGAAUGCACGCCUGGGCCACACGGUUACUGUGGCCAUCUCCCAAAAAGACCAAGAUCCACUUCAGGUGGUCUGAUUUCAUCCGAUCGUACUUUUAGUAUUCAGAGCCCACUGGAAAUAUGAAUAUGAGUACUGUAUAUCAUGAAAAAAUGUCAUCGUCUGACCUCGAAAGGGAUAGUUCUGCCAUCAUUUACUCACCCUGAAGUUGUACCAAAUUUGUAUGAAUUUCUUUCUUCUGCUGAGCACCAAAGAUAUUUUGAAGACUGUUGGUGACCAAACAGUUUCUCCAUUGAUUUGCAUUCUAUUUAAUUUCCAUCCUGUUGAACUUAAUAGAGACCAGCAAGUGUUUGGUUACUUACGUUCUUCAGAAUAUCUUCAUUUGUGUUCAGCAUAGGAAAGAAAUUCAUACAGGCUUGAAACAACUUAAGGGCGAGUAAAUUAUGACAGAAUUUAAAAGUAAAGGUUGUGAAUGUAAAAGUAACAUUGUCCUAUAAACAAACAAAAUAAACUUCAUUAUGACAAA